AUGGUACAGAAAAGUUUCAAACUGUGCGAGUUGCAAUCUGCAUUUGCGUCACUGUCCAUGGGGCCUCCCCAAAGAGGAAACAACAAAUCAAGAAAAACAAAACAAAACAAAAUCAAAAAACAUGUUUUGUGGAUGCACGGAUGCACAGUCACUCAGUCUUACACCCGCACCCCCCCGCCCAGACCCAGACCCUCUCCCCUGCCCUUCGGACUGCCGUCGUCCGCUUUGCUCUUCCCAAAAGGGGGUGACCGCGCUCUGCGCUCAUACUCGCGCCCAUUGCGUCAACCCUUGGUAUAUCCGUGUCGCGCGCGACGGCACCAUUAUCAAUGUCCGGACAGAGACGGGCCCCCCAUUGUCCCGCGGCCCUUGUCCGCACCCCUCACGAACCCCACCACGGUCCCGCCGGGUGUUAAUCCGAUUAUGAGCAGGAGAACAAUGGCCCCCCGGCAAAGUGUCGCGCCACGGAAACAAAAAGCCGCACAGAAACGCGCGCGGGGAACGGCUCCUGCGCCACCGCCUGAGCCCGCUGUGCCUUCACACACACACACCCGCACACAGGACCGCCCCCCGGAGAACACGCCGCAGCACCGGGGAAAAAUCGGAAUUACCCGCAGGCAGGGGGGGGGGGAACGAGAGAGGGACAAUGCAGCACAAUACAAUACGCGAGCAAGCCCGUCCCUCGCCGUUAGCGCAGCGGUUGUGCACAGGGAACAACGAACAUUCAUACUGGCACAUCCACGCUACACUACUGUACUACUACUUCUACUACUGCUGCACCCUCAGCCUCCUCAGACAGCGGUAACUCUAAAAUCGUGA
Huiozyma naganishii CBS 8797 is the source of this 816-nucleotide messenger RNA. RefSeq lists its product as uncharacterized. The record is from RefSeq and is a predicted model, not a curated record. The coding region runs from base 1 to 816 and encodes 271 amino acids. Lineage: Eukaryota; Fungi; Ascomycota; Saccharomycetes; Saccharomycetales; Saccharomycetaceae. The transcript has a single exon.